ACGAGCACGGAAUAGACUGUGGCCCAGCAUGAUCACACAUCAUUGUGCGUCAGCCACACACCUGAGUGCUCUUAAAUAGAGCUGAACAACCUGAAGAUUGGUGUUCUUUAUUCCAUGCCUUGAGGUUUACAUUUUUUGAGCACAAGAUGGAGACUGAAAGUGAGAGUAGCACUUCGGAGGAUGACAGUGUGUUUUGGUUGGAUUCUGAAGUUAUAACCCAGGUGAUUGACAGUGAAGAGGGAGAAAGUGAAGAAAAUUUCAGGAAGAUGAAGUCCUCCAUUCAUUCUGAAGAGGAUGAUUUUGUUCCAGAACUACACAGAAACGUUCACCCUCGAGAGCGGCCUGAUUGGGAAGAAACACUUAGUGCAAUGGCAAGAGGAGCAGACGUUCCAGAGAUUUCUGGAGACCUUAGUCUUAAGACAUGUGGCAGUACAGCCAGUAUGAAGGUUAAACAUGUGAAAAAGUUACCCUUCACUAAAGGUCACUUUCCGAAGAUGGCUGAAUGUGCACAUUUCCAUUAUGAGAACGUUGAGUUUGGCAGCAUACAGCUUUCACUUUCAGAAGAACAGAAUGAAGUAAUGAAAAAUGGCUGUGAAUCUAAAGAGCUGGUCUACCUCGUGCACAUUGCUUGUCAGGGCAAAAGUUGGAUUGUUAAAAGAAGCUAUGAAGAUUUUCGGGUACUUGAUAAACAUCUUCAUCUAUGUAUUUAUGACCGACGAUUCUCCCAGCUUGCAGAGCUUCCCCGUUCUGAUGUCCUGAAGGACAGUCCAGAGUCGGUCACUCAGAUGCUUAUGGCUUACCUGUCCCGCCUUUCAGCUAUUGCUGGCAACAAGAUCAAUUGUGGACCUGCCCUUACUUGGAUGGAGAUUGAUAAUAAGGGAAAUCACCUUCUAGUUCAUGAGGAAUCAUCCAUUAACACUCCUGCGGUCGGUGCUGCUCAUGUUAUCAAGAGGUACACUGCUCGGGCCCCUGAUGAAUUGACCUUAGAGGUGGGAGACAUUGUUUCUGUUAUUGACAUGCCCCCCAAAGUGUUGAGCACAUGGUGGAGAGGCAAGCACGGAUUUCAGGUGGGGCUCUUCCCUGGACACUGUGUUGAGUUAAUUAAUCAGAAAAUUCCCCAGUCAGUGACCAACUCAGUGCCAAAACCAGUGUCUAAAAAGCACGGCAAGCUCAUUACUUUCUUACGUACAUUCAUGAAGUCUCGUCCAACAAAACAGAAGCUGAAACAACGGGGGAUCUUGAAAGAGAGGGUAUUUGGUUGUGACCUGGGGGAGCACCUUCUGAAUUCUGGUUUUGAAGUACCCCAGGUUCUUCAAAGCUGUACAGCAUUCAUUGAGAGAUAUGGCAUCGUGGAUGGAAUAUAUCGUCUCUCUGGAGUUGCCUCCAACAUCCAGAGGCUACGCCAUGAAUUUGAUUCUGAACAUGUCCCCGACCUGACAAAAGAACCGUAUGUUCAAGACAUCCAUUCUGUGGGCUCCCUCUGUAAGCUGUACUUCCGAGAGCUCCCAAACCCCCUGCUCACCUACCAGCUCUAUGAGAAGUUUUCUGAUGCUGUUUCAGCAGCAACCGAUGAAGAAAGGCUGAUAAAAAUCCACGAUGUCAUCCAGCAGCUCCCCCCACCACACUACAGAACACUGGAGUUCCUAAUGAGACACUUGUCUCUUCUAGCUGACUAUUGUUCCAUCACAAAUAUGCAUGCAAAAAACCUAGCAAUUGUUUGGGCUCCAAACCUGCUGAGAUCAAAACAGAUAGAGUCUGCCUGCUUCAGUGGGACAGCAGCUUUCAUGGAAGUGCGAAUUCAGUCCGUGGUUGUUGAAUUCAUCCUCAACCACGUCGACGUCCUCUUCAGUGGGAAGAUCAGCGCCGCCAUUCAGGAAGGGGCAGCUUCUCUAUCAAGACCCAAGUCCCUGCUGGUUUCCUCUCCAUCCACCAAGCUGCUGACGUUGGAGGAAGCCCAGGCACGGACACAGGCGCAGGUCAAUUCUCCAAUUGUGACUGAAAAUAAAUAUAUCGAAGUAGGAGAAGGACCUGCCGCACUUCAGGGGAGAUUUCACACCAUAAUUGAGUUCCCACUUGAAAGGAGGAGGCCUCAAAAUAAAAUGAAAAAAUCUCCUGUGGGCAGCUGGCGUUCCUUCUUCAACUUGGGGAAAUCAUCAUCUGUUUCUAAACGAAAGCUGCAGCGUAAUGAGAGUGAGCCCUCAGAGAUGAAAGCCAUGGCUCUGAAAGGUGGCAGGGCAGAAGGAACCCUCCGUUCAGCUAAGAGUGAGGAGUCUCUUAGUUCCCUCCAUGCAGUCGAUGGUGAUUCCAAGCUGUUCCGACCCAGAAGACCCAGAUCUAGCAGUGAUGCACUGAGUGCCUCUUUUAAUGGAGAAAUGCUGGGCAACCGCUGUAAUUCCUAUGAUAAUCUGCCCCAUGACAAUGAAAGUGAGGAGGAAGUAGGGCUGCUUCGUAUUCCAGCUCUUAUGUCUCCUCAUUCAGCUGAGGAUGUUGAUUUAAGCCCACCAGACAUUGGAGUAGCCAGCCUGGAUUUUGAUCCAAUGUCAUUUCAAUGCAGUCCUCCUAAGGCCGAAUCAGAGUGUCUGGAGAGCGGUGCUUUCUUUUUAGAUUCAUUAGGAGACUCCAAGGAUAAACCAAGUACCAAUAAAAAAGAUACAGAAGCAGGUGGUAGCCAGUCUCAGACUCCAGGGAGCACUGCAAGUUCUGAACCUGUCUCUCCUCUUCAGGAGAAACUGAGUCCAUUCUUUACCCUGGACUUGAGCCCCACUGAAGAAAAAUCAUCUAAGCCAUCCUCAUUCACUGAAAAGGUCGUCUAUGCUUUCUCUCCAAAGAUUGGACGAAAAUUAAGCAAAUCACCUUCUAUGAACAUAUCUGAGCCAAUUUCAGUCACCCUUCCCACUCGGGUGUCAGAAGUCAUUGGUGUCGUCUCAAAUACAGCAGCUCAGAAUGCAUCUUCUCCAACCUGGAACAAAAGUGUUGAAGAAAGUGAUGUCAUAAAUAGAUCCCCCACCCAGCUAGUAAAGAUGAAAACAAAUGAGAGAGAGGCCCAAGAAGGAUGUGAGUCGGAAGUCCAGCCCCUGGACCAGGUGGCUGCUGCAGAAGUAGAAUCGCCAGGGAAGGAGGAGCAGUCUGUCUCAAGCAGUCAGAGUAAGGCUGUACCUUCUGGACAGACUCUGGCAGGAGCAGUUACCCAUGACCCCCCUCAGGAUUCCGUUCCUGUCAGUUCAGUCACUCUUAUCCCACCACCACCGCCUCCGAAAAAUGUUGCCCGCCUGUUGGCGCUAGCGUUAGCUGAGUCUGCACAGCAAGCCUCAACUCAGUCCUUGAAGAGACCAGGGACUUCCCAGGCCGCUUAUACAAAUUAUGGAGAUGUGGCAGUGGCUGCACCUGAAGAUAAACUGCCUCACUGCCACUCUAGUGUUACUCUAGAUAAAGCCUAUGUCCAAAGUGAGAGGCCGGCAGAGCAGCUCUGCCUCCAGAACAUUGCAUCUGUGAACUGUGACCAGCCUAUACCAGAUCCAGCAGCUCUUGGCGGUCACACCCAUUCCAAUGCAACUGCAACUGGGGAGCAGCUCCAGCAGGCAGACUUUCCAGGGAAUCAGCCCCAUCGAACCUGUUUAUCUGGGGACCCGGAAAAGGCCAGAAUCACUUCAGUUCCCUUAGCAGACUCUAAGUCUGAUGAUCACGUAAGUUUCCCUGAAGACCAGUCUGCGAAGAACAAUAUGCCAGCUGUCUCCUUUGUGGAUCAGGAGCGGUCUCAACUUCAUUUCUACAGUGGAAAUCAGCCUCCUUCUUAUCUUGGUACAAGUGUGGAUAAGCCCCAUCACCCUUCAGAACUUGCAGACAAAUCUCCCACACCCUCUAAUUUCCCUAGGGACAAAAUCUGCCCUCCUUCUGGGUCCCCUGAAGAGAAUACCAGCACAGCCACCAUGGCUUAUACCACAGCUGCUCCAGCAACAGCUGAAGUAAGCACCAGAGAAGCCAACUGGGAUGUGAUUGAACAACCCACCGCAGCUGAUUUUGCGGCUGCCACCCUGCAGCGCACUCACAGAACUAAUCGUCCCCUCCCCGCGCCUCCUUCCCAGAGAUCAGCAGAGCAGCUACCAGUCGUGGGGCAGGUACAAGCAGCAACCAAUGUAGGAUUAAAUAAUUCCCACAAGAUUCAAGGAGUAGUUCCAGCUCCAGAGAGGCCACCUGAACCCAGAGCCAUGGAUGACCCUGCACCUGUCCUUGUCAUUGACAACAGCGCAGCUGCUCAGUGUCCCAUCUCUACUCCCGCUCUCCAACCAGGCCUUCCUGAAAAGGUGCGGGAUGGUGCCAGGGCCCCACCGCUGCACCUGCGUGCUGAGCCUGUCCCUGUGCACUCCUCCUGUGGCUAUACUGCACCGGUUCCUCCCACCAGGACAAUGGAGAGUAAAAUUGCUGCUGCCAUACACUCCAGCAGUGUAGAUGCUACCAGCAGCUCCAGCUAUCAUCCCUUUGUCACUGCUUCCUUAGCCUCCGUGGAUGAUAUUUUGCCUUUACCACUUCCUGUCCCACAACCUAAGCAUGCUUCUCAGAAAACUGCUUAUGCCACCUUUGCUAGGCCUGAUGUCAUUGCUGAGCCCUUUGGUCCAGAAAACUGUUUUCACUUCAGUAUGACUCCAAACUGCCAGUAUCGUCCCCAGAGUGUACCUCCACAUCACAAUAAAUUGGAACAGCACCAAGUGUAUGGUUCCAGAUCAGAGCCACCAGCGUCCAUGGGUCCUCGUUAUAACACGUACGUGGCCCCGGGAAGAAAUGCAUCUGGACACCACUCCAAGCCAUGCAGCCGGGUUGAGUAUGUAUCUUCUUUGAGCUCCUCUACUAGGAGUAGUUGUUACCCUGAAGAUAUUCCACCAUACCCUACCAUCCGGAGGGUACAGUCUCUCCAUGCCCCUCCGUCUUCUAUGAUUCGCUCUGUUCCCAUUUCACGGACAGAAGUUCCCCCAGAUGAUGAACCAGCCUACUGCCCAAGACCUCUGUACCAAUAUAAGCCAUAUCAGUCCUCCCAGGCCCGCUCAGAUUAUCAUGUAACACAGCUGCAGCCUUACUUUGAGAAUGGUCGGGUCCACUACCGGUAUAGCCCAUAUUCCAGCUCUUCUAGUUCCUAUUACAGUCCAGAUGGAGCGCUGUGUGAUGUGGAUGCCUAUAGCACAGUACAGUUGAGGCCCCUUCACCGCCUACCCAAUCGCGAUUUUGCUUUCUACAAUCCUAGGCUACAAGGGAAGAACUUAUACGGUUAUGCUGGUUUGCCUCCACGUCCCCGGGCCAACGUGACUGGCUAUUUCUCUGGUAAUGACUACAAUAAUGUAGUCAACGUGGCUCCAACCGCUGAUGUAAAGCACACAUACACCUCAUGGGAUCUUGAGGACAUGGAAAAAUACCGUAUGCAAUCCAUCCGGAGAGAGAGCCGCGCUCGGCAGAAGGUGAAAGGGCCUGUUAUGUCCCAGUAUGAUAACAUGACCCCAGCUGUUCAAGAUGACUUGGGUGGGAUCUAUGUCAUCCAUCUACGUAGUAAAUCAGAUCCUGGGAAAACUGGACUUCUCUCAGUGGCAGAGGGAAAGGAGGGGCGACACCCAGUCAAGGCCAUCAGUCCUGAAGGAGAUGACCGCUUCUAUAGGAAGCAUCCAGAGCCAGAGUUCGAUAGAGCCCACCACCAUGGAGGAUAUGGCAAUGGACAGUCGGAGAAACCAUCCCUCCCUCAGAAGCAGAGUAGCCUCAGGAACAGGAAACUUCAUGACAUGGGUUGUAGUCUCCCUGAGCACAGGGCACAUCAGGAAGCAAGCCAUAGGCAAUUAUGUGAAUCAAAAAAUGGGCCACCUUACCCCCAGGGAGCUGGCCAGUUAGAUUAUGGGCCCAAAGGGAUUCCAGACACUUCUGAGCCAGUCAGCUACCAUAACUCUGGAGGGAAAUACAUUACUUCAGGGCAGGAGUCUUUAAGACUGAACCACAAAGAGGUGAGGCUCUCCAAAGAGUUGGAGAGGCCCCGGGUUAGGCAGCCUCCUGCCCCGGAGAAACACUCCAGAGACUGCUACAAGGAGGAGGAACACCUCACUCAGUCAAUAGCCCCACCCCCUAAACCAGAGAGGAGUCACAGCCUGAAACUCCAUCAUACCCAGAACGUGGAGAGGGACCCCAGCGUGUUGUACCAAUACCAAACCCAUGGCAAGCGCCAGAGCAGUGUGACUGCUGUGUCCCAGUAUGAUAACCUGGAGGGCUACCACUCCCCGCCCCAGCACCAGCGCGGAGGCUUUGGAGGAGGAGUGAUGGGGACAUACAUGCCCUCUGGCUUUCCCCACCCACAAAACAGGACAUAUGCUACAGCUUUGGGUCAGGGGGCCUUCCUGCCCGCAGAGUUGUCCUUGCAGCAUCCUGAAACACAGAUCCACGCAGAAUGAGCCCUGGGAGCAAUAGAGUUGAAGCAGCCUCUGCUGGACAGUGGACUGUUCUAUUUUUUUCAGUAACCAAAAAGAUUUAAAAAAGAAAAAAAGCUACAAAACCCCUGGCCACAUUAAAAAAAAUAAUCAGAAAAGUAAAUCACCAUCUUUUUCCCCUUCCCUGCUUCAUUACCACCUCUUCCAUCUAUAGACUAUGUCGUUUUUGUCUUUAAAAGAGAUCUGAAUGGUUGUCAAGCACUAUGUUGAAAACUCGGUAAAGAAAUUUGUCACAGACCAUACUUGCCAUAUAGGGCUAAUUUGUCAGAGCCUGAGGACUGCCUUUAACUGAAUUUGAGUUUAAUUUUGUGCUUAGUGUCUGCCGUCUAGUUCAGAGCAGGGCACUCUGUCUCCUGGAGGGCCUCUGCGUUUCCUGUCGGUUCCUACUUUUCAGUAGCCAUGCAGCUUGCCCAGAUUGACACUGUUUUUCUCGCUUCAUUCUCCCUGUCUUAUAAGGGUCCCUGACCCUUCAGAAGAGUCUAGCAGACAUUUAGCAAAUUAUAACUAAAAAAUACAGGAAUGAGGACUUUAAGCAUUUAAUCAAGAGUCGUCAUAAAAUGUCAGACCACUGAGACCCAGCCUGAACCAUGCUCUUCAUAUUCUUAUUUUUCAUAGUUGUUCCUCACAGUUCAGUGAACAGGCUCAUGUUAGUGCAGAAGAAAUUUUUAAAAGUUAGAAUUAAAGAAACUUCUUAGGUGGAAGUCAGUGAACUUCAUUAGCACCAGAAAACUAUAUCAAUGCUUCUAGUGUGUUGCCUGCCUUCAGUUAUUUUUUUUUCUCAAUAAUAUUGGGUAAAUUGUAAUCUAGUAAAACACUUCGCACCAUUUGUUCUCCUAAAGCAACUUUUUUUUUCAUUAAAAAAAACCAGCAUGGUUUGAUGGAUAAACAUGAUUUAUCAUGAUUACAACUCUACAUGUUAAUUUCUGUUUCUAAACCAGAGUACAGGUUUCCUGAGAAUUGUUAAAGUACAUGUGUAUUAUCUGUUAGUAAACAGAAAGUUCCUACAGUUGCCGAUCUGAGCAGUCCCCACGUCUGUCCUGAGGAGUUAGCGUGCUGUUUGUUCACUGUGUCCGUGUGCAGCCACAGUCUCACAGUAACCGCCAUCUGCACCAGCAUAUCAGGGAUAGCUCUUACACCUCUGUAGACAUGUUAAACAUGUUCACUACCCAAGACUUUCUUUUGAAAGUUGCAUUUCUGAUUAGAGUAGGAACAGACAUCUCUCUAGCCCAACUCCAUUCCAUUUUCUCAACCACCCACCACCUCUACACCAGAAUUGCAAGGCAGUCCUAUAUUUACAAAACAUGUAGAUUGUCAUUUCAUUCCAUAUUCUUAAUAAUAUUUGAUUUUUAUACAUUCACAUGUUUUAAAUGCUCAGUUUGUAGAACAUAUGAGAAUUUCAUUCCAUUUACUGGAUGGUUGCUGCUCUUGGCUUUUUAAAACUUGGAAUUUUAUUUAGAGCGAAGGAAGAAAUCUUUUAAGAGGCUAAAUUCAUGCUGCUAUAAUUGCUGUGAAAUUGUAUAAAGAAUAGUAUUCGUGCCAGUCCUUUUUUUUUUAUUUAAAAAAAAAGUAUGAUUGCAUUUUAAGGGUUUAUAUUUAGAAAAAGAAAUAAAAUUUUAAAAACAACACAUUUAUUCACAUGUGGAAAUGCUCUAUAAGGUUUUCUUUUGUUCCCCCAGAAUUGAUCAGAGAGAUUCAAUAAAGAUCAUGGUAGAAAUCUUGAAAUACUGGUAUGUGCAAAGGUCUGUGGAAAUUUAGGCCUCUAUGUUAAAAGUGCAGACCAACUGGUAUAUAGUCACAAUGUUAAGGAACCUGAUAGGACGCUUCUGUUUAGCACACGAACACAUCGGGUGCUUUAUACAGGAGUUUGAUCUUUGGUGAAUAUACAGCACUAAUUUUUUUUUGCUUUAACCAUCUUUUUGUCAAGUAGGCAAGCCAUUGCCCCUUUGAGAUAACACAGCCUUGUAAGUUCUCACCAGCAGCAUGGAGACUAGAAAGAGGAGCUGGUGUGACAAAGAGAUACAGAUGGCUUUAGUGACUGAGAGCCCAGAAGGAUGUGGCUGAAGAAGUCCUGUCCAAUUUUAAUAUUUGAGGAUUUGUCGUCACACACAUUGUUUAAUCCUGAAACUAAAGUCUAUUUUAUAAAUACUAAGGUUAAUUCCUUAAAGCAAUUACUUUAUUAAUGUCUUAGGAAUAUCAGGUAAAUAUUUUGAAUACAGAGUAAUGACUCAAAUUACUGGUAUAAGUGUGAAACACAAACUUUAGGUAAAAUCUAGAGUAGUUUUAUUUCAUGUAUGUGGAUACAGCCUUAACUUUGGACUCAGUCAUUUGAAGGACUUUGCCUGUAUCUUUCCCUUUAUAAUAUUGUAGGGUAGAAAUUGGAUGGCAAGUCACUGUGAGCCAGGUUACCUCAGCAUCAUUCACUUUGUGUGUGACUUCACAAAUAGAGGAAUUAAAUGUUACUACUUUCAAAUUUUGACAUGGAGCAUUAUGAUCAAGGAAAUGGAGCUGCCUUAUACAUUAAACCCAUAAUUUAAUUCUAUUGGUAUUUUCAUAGCCAUGUCUCCAGAUUUUAUCUUUUUGGCAAAAUUCUGAUGCCGCUGUUUGGUUUGAUUGAAAUAAAUAAUCCCUGGAUGUCUGGCCAGAGACUUAGCUAACAGCCCCAGAGGUGCCAUUUUCUUAUGAGUAAAUUUCAUCUGAGCCUUACUCCCAACUGUAUUCAGUUUCUUUUUAAACAUGCAAGUCCCUGGGGUGAUCCCAAGGAUAGGGCCUGCACGUUUUUAUAAUGACAAAACAUUUUUAAAAGGUUAGGAUCAGGUUGAAGAAUUUGAGGACAAAUUCUGUAAAGAAGAGGGACCAUUAAUGUGAGUGGGUAACCACAUUUGCAGCAGCAAUAGAUGCAUACAAUGUAAAUUUGAAAUUUGCCCCUUUAGCUAAAAAAGGAGCCUGCAAAGUCCAUAUUUCUCUUCGCAGACCUGUCAAUCACCCAUUCGGUAUGUUGGCGAAGUAUUGCCUGAGCAGUCUAUGUAAGGAAACGAUAAUGAAAGUAAAAGUAUGUCAGAAAGUGACUUCAGUGGUUAGAGGCAUGUGAUUUUCAGUACUGUGUGUUAAGGAAAUGUCAGGAAUGGUAUAUUUUAACUGUAUGCAAGGUAAUGUCAGUGUGCACAGAGGAUCUUUUCUCCUUUUCUAAUUAGUACUGUUAGUGUUCAAAGAAUAAAAAUGGUUGUUUUACAGUUUAGAUUCUAAGGUAGCAAAAUCUGACUUUUCAACCAUGAUCUGCAUGAGAGAAGCAUCCUAGGAAGUCUUAGAUCAUACUUUUGAGUUCUUUAAUUUAUAUAGUUUUUUUAUGUUUUAAUAUUUUUGUGAACUGGUGUAAAUUGUUAAUGCAUAUAAGCUUGUGUAUUUCUGUAAAUAGUUUUGUCAUUUAUUUCUUGACCCGUAUGUAAAUAUUUAGAGUCUCAUUUCUUCAAAACUUAUUUGAAGCUGAGUUGUGGGUUUGGGGUUUUGUUUGUUUCUUUGAUUGUUUUGGUUGGGGUGGGGGGAGAAGGGAUUUUGUACUCCAGCAAUCCAGAUGGAGAUCUCGUGUGGUUUAAAGCAAAUGUCCCACUGAAAGCAAUUCAAAUAUCAACACAGUUAUUUCAGGUUAAACAGA
This is a messenger RNA of Equus quagga, 10101 nucleotides long. RefSeq names its product Rho GTPase activating protein 32 (gene ARHGAP32). Gene Ontology annotation, molecular function: phosphatidylinositol phosphate binding; GTPase activator activity; protein binding. The record is from RefSeq and is a predicted model, not a curated record. The transcript is spliced from 22 exons. Gene Ontology annotation, biological process: small GTPase-mediated signal transduction. The coding region runs from base 147 to 6416 and encodes 2089 amino acids. Gene Ontology annotation, cellular component: nucleoplasm; cell cortex; actin cytoskeleton. NCBI's taxonomy places the organism in Eukaryota, Metazoa, Chordata, Mammalia, Perissodactyla, Equidae.